Messenger RNA from Haliotis rufescens (red abalone), 2518 nucleotides. RefSeq names its product putative ankyrin repeat protein RF_0381. Lineage: Eukaryota; Metazoa; Mollusca; Gastropoda; Lepetellida; Haliotidae. Gene Ontology annotation, molecular function: protein binding. The record is from RefSeq and is a predicted model, not a curated record. The transcript has a single exon. The coding region runs from base 45 to 1922 and encodes 625 amino acids. Gene Ontology annotation, cellular component: nucleus; cytoplasm.
GGCCAAUUGCUUCACGCCUCUUAGAUGCAGGGUGUGAUGCCAAUAUGCGAGAUCUUGGGGGCAAAACAGCAUUACAUUAUGCUUCAAAUAAUGACUGCAUCUUCAAUAUUCUUCUUCUCCUCGAGAAAGACGUCGAUAUACACGUUCAAGAUAACAAAGGACAGACAGCUCUUCACAUUGCUGUAGAACAUCAAAGGGAAAAGUGUGUUGAAUUGCUUUUAGAGGAAGGCAUAGAUCCCAUGAUUCAAGAUAAUGACGGAAUGACUGUGCUUCAUAAGGCGGUUACUAUGUUGAACACCAGCAAGAAUAAUAGCAUUGUUAAACUACUGCUUGCAAAUGGCGACUCUCAAGGUGUACAAGGACAAAAUGAGAACACAAAUAAAGGCAAUUACUCAAGAACGGUUGAUAAUAAAGGGAGGACAGCCCUCCACUGUGCUGCAAUUCGUGUGAAUAACGAUUAUGUAGGAAUGCUCCUAAAUAGAGGCGUGGACCCAAAUAUACAAGACCAACAAGGCAUGACAACACUUGCAUUUGUUACAGAACGUUCAUCAGUCCAGAGCAUUAAGUUACUCUUCGAUAAAGGGGCAGAUCCUAACUUACGUGACUGUGAGGGCCGUACAUUGUGGUUCUAUGCACGGUCAAAAGAUGUAUGGCAACUACUGAUGGAACAAGGAGUUGAUCCAACUGUAACAGAUGGACAAGGGAGGACAAUACUUCACUAUGCAGCACGUUUAUGUGGUGCAGACGCGAUUAAACUGGCGUUACAAAAAGAUAUUGAUCACACGUUGAAAGACGAUACAGGUAGAACAGCCCUUCACUAUGCUGCUGAGACAGGAUCUGAAGAGACAGUUCAACUUCUCUUGGAGAAAGGUGUUGAUCCAAGCAUCAAAGACAAAACAGGGAAGGUGGCUCUCCAUUAUGCUGCAAACAGCGAUUUUCGUGGUAGUGUUAAACUGCUGUUAGAAAAAUGUGAUAACAUAGCUGUAAAAGACAACAAUGGCAGAACGGUUCUUCACUAUGCUGCAGUGGGAAUCGCGGGGGAUGUUUUGAAACUGUUGAUCGAUGAAGGGACCAACACCAGUGUAGAGGACCAAAGUGGCAGGACAGCCCUUCACUAUGCUGCAAUGUCCGGAACAGCUGACAGUGUUAAGGCUCUUUUACUGACAGGUGUUGACCCAAAUGCUCAAGAUGAAGCAGGGCAGGUGGCACUCCAUCAUGCUGUAAGGAGAUACUCCAGUGGUAGCGUAAAAUUGCUGUUAGAUAAGGAUGUUAACCUGACUGUAAAAGACAACACUGGCAGGACAGCUCUUCACUGUGCUGCACAGGAAGGGAUAUUUGACAGUGUUAUGUUGCUCUUAGAGAAAGGCUUCGACCCAAACGAAUGUGAUAGUCAGGGAAAGGUGGCACUUCAUUAUGCUGCAGAGUCAUAUAAUAUGGAUAUUUUGAAACUUUUAAUCGAUAAAGUGCCCAAUCCCAGUGUAGAGGACGAUAGUGGCAGGACAGCCAUUCACUAUGCUGCAAUGAAAGGGUUCGCUGAAAAUGUUCUGCAUAUUUUACUGAAAGGUAUUGACCCAAACAAACAAGAUGAGCAGGGGAAAACAGCCCUUCACUACGCAGCAGGGCUAGGAUCUCACUUCAUGCGCAGAGCAACUGUCGAUAUACUCUUACACCAUGGCAGUGAAGUCAAUAUCAGAGACAGGAGGGGCAUGACAGCCCUCCAUCAUGCUGCAGAGGCUGGCAAACAGGAUAUCAUGGCACUGCUUAUCGAUAAUGGUGGCACUAUUGGUAUGCAAGAUCAACAAGGAAUGACCGCCCUCCAUUAUGCAGCAGAACGAGAUAAUAUCCAGUGUUUCAGGUUUCUCGUGCAGCAAGGCAUUGACACUAGCAUACAAGAUAAUGAGGGUACGAAUGCUUUUCUUUAAGCUGGAAAUGAACUGAAAGAAAUAUUACUUAAAUUGUUUACCAAAUUUAAACAAGACAUUUCCAGCACGCCACAGUGAUAAAUGAAAAUCCAUCUGUGACAAGAAGCAAGUACUAUCACAUCAAUCACUCAAAGUGUUAAAAUCUUCCCCGGAAAGACACGAACCCCAGUAUUCAGGGUCACAACAGACAUAGCUCUUGUCUGUGCUGUAGAUGAGGAUUGGGGCAGACAGACAGACGGACACAUGCAGACGGAAACAUUACCAUCCAAAACGAGUUCCUGUCUGAUGAACUAUUUUAGCGUUACAUAUAAAUCCUAGUCAUAAGCUACAGAUACAUAAUUUGAUGCAAGUAAUUGUUUGUUAUUAAUAUAUGACAACGAUCUAGGUGUAAAAUGUUUCAAACUGUAUGUUUCAAACAUGUAUAUAUGUAUGUAUGCAUGUACUUAUUUACUUAUUUAUUCAUUUAUGGAAGUUGUUGUUCUAUCUUAAGAUAACUAGGGUGUAUCUGCUUAAAGGGCCCAACUGAUUAUUUAUGAAGAAAUUCCACUGUCUAAAUGUAUAUGAUUGUAAAGCAUAAAUGAGCACUUUUGAGUGAA